Messenger RNA from Plutella xylostella (diamondback moth), 1458 nucleotides. RefSeq lists its product as uncharacterized. NCBI's taxonomy places the organism in Eukaryota, Metazoa, Arthropoda, Insecta, Lepidoptera, Plutellidae. Gene Ontology annotation, molecular function: zinc ion binding; dioxygenase activity; ferrous iron binding. The record is from RefSeq and is a predicted model, not a curated record.
GACAUUGACAUUGUUAUCAAAACAUUAACCUCAAUUUUUUUAUUUUCUAUUUACAGUAUUUACACAAAUGCAAUAUCGUUCGAUCCUAAUUAACCCGUAAUAACAGCAAUUAAAUAACAUCACUCACUGUUUGCACAAGGUCAACAAUUUGAUUAUUCAUGCUCAUUCUAAAUACAUUGACUAUACUCCUUCAGAUAAUCGUGGUAGGGUUUGUGUCUAUUCUGUCGAUGAAUAUAGUGAGACAGUUUACUGGUGUCGCUCGUAAAAUGGCUGUAUUGGCGCCUGCUAUAUUCGUGAACCACGGAGGGGGCCCGAUGCCCUUACUGGGGGACGAGGUACACGCAGGACUCACGAAAUUCUUGCGAGACGACGUUCAAAAACACAUCAAUCUAAAAGAGUGGAAGGCUAUUAUCCUGGUCACAGCGCACUGGGAGGAGUCGCAAGUAACGAUUUCGUCGGGUAAACACCACGAUCUAUACUUCGACUACUACGGUUUCCCGCCAGAAUCCUACAAAUACAAGUAUGACGCCCCGGGUGACCCUGAGACUGCUCAGAGAGUGCACAAUGCAUUGAAAGACGCGGGAAUCAAGUCGAAACUCGACUCUCAACGAGGUUGGGACCAUGGAGUCUUCGUUCCCAUGAUGCUGAUCAACCCUGAAGCUAACAUACCAAUCAUUCAAAUAUCAGUUCUUGAAAAUCAGGAUCCGAAACAACAUUACGAGAUUGGGAAAGUGUUGCAACAGUUUCGGAAAGAGGGCAUUGCUAUUCUGGGAUCCGGGAUGUCCUACCACAACAUGAGAGAGUUCCGAUACGGCAGAUACAAGGAUGCUGCAGUGAAUAAGGAGUUUGAUGAUUAUUUAACAAAAGUCUGCACGGCGGAAAAUGAGUCUGAGAGAAAAGCGGGUUUGUUAGCUUGGAGGGAUCAGCCAGGGGCUUCAGAAGCUCAUCCUCCUCAUGCAGCCGAGCACUUCAUGCCGUUAGUAGUGAUUGCCGGGGCUGGGGGCUCCAAGCCCGCUGAGAGGAUAUUCAACUGGGAUAUGAGUGGGGCAUUUCGACUAAGCUCUUAUAUUUGGAACGGGGAAUGAAUGGUAUUUGAAUGUAGGAGUUAAUGGAGCUGUUAAUAAUUUUCUAAUGUGUCUUAAUUGUUAUUUAAUUGUGUAAAUGAAUUAGGUAACUUAGUAAUUACCUACAACACAACUUAGAUAUUAAUAAUGCCAAUGCUAUGUAGUAAAAUAAACAUGAUAAAAUGUAUUCUUAUGCCUUCAAUAAUAAAUUAAUAUGAAAUUGUAUUUUUGUACUUAUAUUUAGGUACCUAUUGUGAUGCAGUGCAAUAAAUGUACAAAUAAUGAUUAAUAAAUUAAAUUAAAUCUCUUAUAUUUUAUUUAGGAGGGUGGAGGGACCAAAUAUUAUAACUUCUAGUAUACCUACCAAUACAAUAAAAUCGUGUUGCACUAUUUA